AUGGAGGAUGGAAAGAAAAGAACACGCCUUCUUUUUUUUUUGUCGUCCCCUUUUCACACCUUGGCCUCCACACACACACACACGAACACACACACACACACACACACGCGUACAUCCAAAAUGACUCCACCUUGCCUUCACUUGCUGCUCUUGUUCCACACUUGGGCCGUGGGUUCGAGUUUCGAGCUGACCCUGUUGCACACCAACGACAACCACGCGCGGAUCGAGGAGACCAGCGUGGACUCCGGGAGGUGCCCGGCCGAGGGUCGCUGCUUCGCGGGCGUGUCGCGCCGCUUCACCAAGGUGUCGGAGAUCCGCCGGAAGGAGAAGAACGUCCUGUUGCUGGACGCCGGAGACCAGUUCCAAGGCACCGUGUGGUUCAACUUCUACAAGGGAGCGGAAGCGGCUUACUUCAUGAACAAACUUAAAUAUGACGCCAUGGCGUUUGGCAACCACGAGUUUGACAACGGAGUGGAGGGUCUGAUUCAACCUUUCCUGCGGAAUGUUAAUUGCUCCGUGGUGAGCGCCAACCUGAAACCGGACGAGACUUUGGCUCCAAAGCUGAGUGGUUACUACCAGCCUCACGCCGUGUUCACUGUGGGCUCCGAGAGGGUGGCUGUGGUGGGCUACACCACCUCAGAGACCCCCUUCUUGUCACAGCCAGGACCACACUUAAAAUUUGAAGAUGAAAUAGAGUCCCUCCAGGCUGAGGUUGACAAGCUCCAGACACUGGGCUAUAAUAAGAUCAUCGCCCUGGGUCACUCUGGCUUUGACGUGGAUCAGAAAAUCGCCAAGCAUGUGAGAGGAGUCGAUGUGGUCAUCGGAGGACACACCAACACAUUCCUGUACACAGGCACCGCUCCAUCGACUGAAAUACCAGCAGGUCCAUACCCAUUCAUGGUGAGAUCUGACGACGGCAGAAACGUUCCAGUGGUCCAGGCAUACGCCUUUGGAAAGUACCUGGGCUACCUUAAAGUCACCUUUGAUAAGGCUGGGAAUGUUAUCAAAGCAGCCGGAAACCCAAUCCUCUUGGACAGCAGCAUUCCACAAGACUCCGCCAUCCUUGCCGACGUAAAGAACUGGAAGAAGGCUCUGGCUCAGUACUCGUCGCAAUAUGUCGGACAGACUUUGGUCUACCUCAAUGGCUCGUUUGAGGAAUGUCGCUUUCGGGAAUGCAACCUUGGGAACUUGAUUUGUGACGCAAUGGUGAGUCACAAUGUAAAGUACGCCGAUGAAAUGCAGUGGAAUCAUGUGAGCAUUUGCAUGUUGAACAGUGGUUCCAUACGCAGCGCCAUCGACGAGCGCUACAACAAAGGUAUCAUAACAAUGGAGGAAAUCCUGACUGUUUUACCGUUCGGCUCAACAAUGGACUUGAUCCAGAUUACGGGAAUGACGAUGAAAAAGGCAUUCGAGCACUCCGUUCGCAGAUACGGAGGCAUGCAUGGAGAAUUUCUACAAGUCUCAGGAAUCCAAGUAGAGUAUGACUUAUCAAAGCCAGCAAACCAACGAGUGGUUUCCUUGUCGGUGCUCUGCACCAAGUGCAGGGUGCCAAAGUACGAGCCGCUGGACCUGAAGAAGACGUACACCGUGGUCACGCCUUCCUACAUAGUGGCCGGCGGUGACAGCUACAACAUGAUCAAGGAAGAGACCUUGAAGCACAAUACAGGGGAUAUGGACAUUUCGGUUUUGUCCAAUUACAUCAAAGAAAUGAAACGAGUCUACCCAGCGGUGGAAGGUCGCAUCAAGUUCAGGAACUCUGCGGCGCUUGCGGCCCAAAGCCUCUGCCCUCUGCUGCUGAGUUUAUGUCUGAGUCUGCCAUUCUGGUUAUGAGGCAUUUAGGAGACUCAGGUAGGUUUUUAUCCUAGGGGCAAAUUCAAUAGCCAGCCACGGGAACGUCGGGGCUGAUUUAUUAUAAAUAUGUUCCUUACAUUUCUUGACUUUGAAGUGGGAUAUAGUUAUUUCCACCAGGCAUGUAUUAUUUGACACAUAGUUGCUAUUUAAGCCUGCACUGUACCAUGCAGUCAUCUCACGCACAUUUAGAGGCGUUGGUGGCUGUAAAUCAUGCUGAUUAGGACCAAUCGUUCGUCACCUACUGUUUGCAAGAAAAUGGACGAAGUUCGAAGUUAAAAGAACAUUUUAUCAACAUUUUUUAAAAUAUAGUGUUUUAUUUCAAUCAUUGCAUACAGUGGGGCAAAAAAGUAUUUAGUCAGCCACUGAUUGUGCAAGUUCUCCCACUUAAAAUGAUGACAGAGGUCUGUAAGUUUCAUCAUAGGUACACUUCAAGUUGUAUUUUGGUUUCAUCUGAGCACAUGACAUUCUCCCAAUCCUCUGCUGUAUCAUCCAUGUAUCCAUUUUGGUAUAAACUCAACUCGUCGUGUUUGGAGUAAGAAGAAUACUGAGUUGCAUCCCAAGAACACCAUACCUACUGUGAAGCAUGGGGGUGGAAACAUCAUGCUUUGGGGGCAGUUUUUCUGCUAAGGGGACAGGACGAUUGAUCCGUGUUAAGGAAAGAAUGAAUGGGGCCAUGUAUCGUGAGAUUUUGAGCUAAAACCUCCUUCCAUCAGUGAGAGCUUUGAAUGGUUGACCAAAUACUUAUUUUCCACCAUAAUUUACAAAUAAAUUCUUUAAAAUUCCUACAAUGUGAAUUCCUGGGGAAAAAAAAUCACGUUCUGUCCCUCACAGUUGAAGUGUACCUAUGAUGAAAAUUACAGACCUCUGUCAUCAUUUUAAGUGGGAGAACUUGCACAAUCGGUGGCUGACUAAAUACUUUUUUGCCCCACUGUAUAUUAGAUGGUAUGCAAUAGAUUAGUUUAAGUCAUAUUGUAUUUAAGACGCUUGUGAUUAAGGGUUAUAUAAAUAAACAUUGAUUGAUUUAUUCUUAUUUUUUGUAACAGAAAGUCUCCCAAUGAUUAGUGAGGGUUUUUUUUGUAAAAAAGGCGAUUAUUAUGCCCACAAUUUUAUAUCAAUGUGGGAAAUAUAUGUUUUGUGAGAUUGUUUAAUAUCAUUUGCAGAAGUAAUUGUUGUACCUGCACAUAGUUGCACUUCAUGCUACUCAAUAGUAUUUAAUGAACUAUUAAAGGCUAGAGUACUAUAUCAA
Messenger RNA from Nerophis ophidion (straightnose pipefish), 3097 nucleotides. RefSeq names its product 5'-nucleotidase, ecto (CD73) (gene nt5e). The record is from RefSeq and is a predicted model, not a curated record. Gene Ontology annotation, cellular component: plasma membrane. Bases 1 to 1830 code for a protein of 609 amino acids. NCBI's taxonomy places the organism in Eukaryota, Metazoa, Chordata, Actinopteri, Syngnathiformes, Syngnathidae. Gene Ontology annotation, molecular function: metal ion binding; nucleotide binding; 5'-nucleotidase activity. Gene Ontology annotation, biological process: AMP catabolic process. The transcript is spliced from 10 exons.